Messenger RNA from Triplophysa dalaica, 3786 nucleotides. It is a transcript of the gene kmt5b, whose product is annotated as lysine methyltransferase 5B. Gene Ontology annotation, cellular component: nucleus. Lineage: Eukaryota; Metazoa; Chordata; Actinopteri; Cypriniformes; Nemacheilidae. Gene Ontology annotation, molecular function: histone H4K20 methyltransferase activity; protein binding. The record is from RefSeq and is a predicted model, not a curated record. The transcript is spliced from 9 exons.
AUGAAGUAGAUGGGAGAAUCCAAGAACAUGGUGCUGAAUGGCAGGAGACAUGGUAGCAAGUUCUCCAGCAAUCAGCCCGUAAGCAAGUCCAGGCUGCAAAACUCACAGAGAGCCCAUCUGCGUCAAAACAAGGGCUCCCCGAGUGUCAGAAGAUGCAGUAGACGUUGUGGUGGGGCGCCCCCAGAGGCAGAAAGGCGCCAUGUACCUUCUUCUGGAAUGACUGCCAAGGAGCUGUGUGAAUAUGAUGAUCUAAGCACCAGUUUGAUCCUGGAUCCUUACCUUGGCUUCCAGACUCACAAAAUGAACACCAGGUUUCGACCAAUCAAAGGUCGACAAAAUGAGCUGAGGGAGGUGAUCGAUCGUUUCAAAAAGCAUGACAACAUGGAGAAAGCUUUUCAUGCUCUGACCUCUGGUGACUGGACGAGACAUCACUUCCUCAACAAAACCAAGUCCCAAGAGAAGCUCUUCAAAGCGCAUGUGUUUGUUUACCUACGUAUGUUUGCAUCGGAGAGCGGGUUUGAGAUCCUUCCUUGCAAUCGCUACUCUUCAGAGCAAAAUGGAGCCAAAAUUGUAGCAACAAAGGAUUGGAAGAGGAAUGAUAAAAUCGAGCAUCUCGUGGGCUGCAUUGCUGAGUUGUCUCCCAGUGAAGAGAGACUGUUGCUUCAUCAUGGAGAGAAUGAUUUCAGUGUCAUGUACUCGACACGCAAAAACUGUGCACAACUCUGGCUGGGACCAGCGGCUUUUAUCAACCACGAUUGUCGGCCAAAUUGCAAGUUUGUGUCAACAGGGCGGGACACUGCUUGUGUGAAGGUUCUGCGGGACAUUGAACCAGGGGAAGAGAUCUCCUGUUACUAUGGAGAUGGUUUCUUUGGCGAAAACAAUGAAUUCUGUGAAUGCUAUACUUGCGAAAGACGUGGCACUGGUGCUUUUAAGUCGAAAGCUGGGUUGCCCGUGGAGGCUCCAGUGAUCAAUAGCAAGUAUGGCCUAAGAGAAACAGACAAGCGUCUGAACAGACUGAAGAAGCUUGGGGAAAGCUGCAGGAACUCUGACACCCAGUCUGUCAGCUCCAACACAGAGGCAGACUCUCAGGAACCAACCACUUUACAAACAACAUUACGGAAAAGGACUUCACAGUCCUGUGUCAAAAAGCCUGGAGAAGCUAAGGCGGUAACAAGGCAAACUCCGUCAAGCACUCCUUCUUCUACCUCAUCCUCGAAACGAAGUCAAACGAAUAUUUCAAGUUUACCAAAGAGACACAAGUCAAAGCCGACACAACCUUCGCCUAAAGGAAAAAGACGCUGUCGAAGUGUAUGGACGAAGAGCUCCACCAGAGUGAGAAAUCUCAAGGAGCAGACAAGGGACAGGCACUGUUCUGUUCAGGGCCCUGGAGACGGUGCAGCACGGUCGUCAGAAAGCAAUCAGAUGUUUUCAAAGGGUACUUCCUUAUGCAAGGAUAGCGUGCUUUGCCCUUACAGAACUCGUAGGUCCACAAGGACCUCUCUUGGUGCUCAGGGGGUUGAUGGCAGCACACAAGCAUUAAAUGAGCCGUCAAGCCCAGCCACAGCUCAGGGUGGUGUGGUCCUCAAGACAGAGCCGGGAGACCUCAUCCCCGUGACGCCUGGGCGCCAGCUGAACAUGCCUAGUUUAGAGUAUAGCUGUCCUAAGAAAGGAACGUGUCCCAGAGGUAGACGGACAGUAAAACAGGAAGACUCGGACUCCUACGGAGAUUCCUUUCUCCACGAAAGCGUGCCUGACCUGAGGCAUGCGGUUCGGGCUGCAGAUGUAGCAGACUGUGGGAAGGUGGUGCUUGGCCUCCCCGGCCGUCACCAGCACUACAACGGCUCGGCUAAAAGCAGCAAGGCCCUCCGCCGUGGCAAGGGAAAGAAAAAGCGUCAGAUCACACGCUACGAUGCUCAGCUGAUUCUGCAGAAUAACUCGGGCAUCCCCAAGAUAACACUACGCAGGCGUCGGGACAGCAGCAGCAGUAAAAACGAGCCCAGAGAGCCCAACUCGUCGAGUUCCUCCAAAAUCAGCAUCAAGUUUAGUAAGGAACCAGAGACGGACAGGAGCAGCUCGUACGUGGCGAAGCUGAAUAACGGAUUCAACCACGGCUCCCACAGCAGCUCCACCAAGCUCAAGAUUCAGCUGAAGCGAGAGGAAGACGGCACAUCCUUGCAUCGGGCGUACCCGGAAGAUGUCACCUUGGGGAUAAUGCAAAGAGAAGCAGGGGACGACAAGGAGGUAGGUCAGAACGUAGACGUGGAGUCAUUGUCUUCGGAGGAUGAAGAAGAGGACUACUUUGAUAAUGAGGAUGAUUUUAUCCCACUCCCACCAGCAAAACGUCUACGUCUUAUCGUGGGCAAAGAUUCCAUAGACAUUGACAUUUCCUCCAGAAGAAGAGAAGAUCAGUCCCUUAGACUCAAUGCAUAAGCUGUGUAAAUAUCCAUUGUUUCAAUCACGUUCAUUUGAAAUCUGUAAUUUAAAUGGAAAAUGUAAAUGUACAAUUAAAUCAUGGCAAAAUAUCUUUCUUUACAUUUUAGUGAUGGCACUUCUUUAUCGUUUCCUCACUAUGAAUAUGAAUAUUGUAGAUAGUGUACAGAUUAUGUAUGAAUCCAAGUCUGAUAAUGUGCAGAUGUUUGUUAGCAUUUUGUCCAUCUUAAAUGUUCUAUUCCAUGAACCUCUUGGCUUUGUGUGAUGGUGGGAUGAUCCACUUGGGAAACACUUGCAUGGUUUCACCUUAGAGAGUUGACACUUCAUAUUUAAACAACAGUGUUGUGCGACUCCCAUCAGCUCGAUUAGGAUUGUUUACCCAAAAAUAAAACUUGUCAUCAUUAACGCACCCUCAUUUGGUUUCAAAGCUAUAUGCGACUCUUCUGUGGAACACAAAAUAAGUUAUUUUGAGAAAUGUUUCAAGUGCUUUUGUGUCCAUACAAUGGAAGUCAAUGCAGGGCAAUGUUGUUAGGUCACUGACAUUCUUCAAAAUCUGUGUUCUACAGAAGAAAGAAAGUUUUUGAAUGUCAUGAUGGUGUGUAAAUGAUGAAAGACAUUUAUUUUUUGGACUAUCCCUUUCAGGGAAUAUUUGAGCAAACAAUGUACAGAAGAGUGUUGACAAAAUACUAAACAAAUUUCUCAAAAUCUCUCCACUUGAAUUUUUUGUAUCAAAAUCCUUUUUAAGCACGUGUCAGAUGUUAUGGCCAUGGAAGGGCCGUGGUGCUCGUUGUGGUGGCCUGGUGCUGGUCCAUUAAGAUAGGAGGCAAUUGAAUUAUUAUUCUGUGAACGUCAGACCUAGAUACGUGUCCCUAAGGAUAAAGUCCUCAAGAAGUAUGAGUUGUGCUGAAAUGUCAUGAAUCACUAAUCUGUUUUCCUGAAUCUUGAUCAUUGUGGUAUUCAGUACAUCGGAUUGACUUUGUGGCUUUGUGUGCAUUUUGUGCUCUGCCUAAAAAUGAAAAAAAUUAAAAACUUAGGUAUUUAAAGCAGUUGUGUUUCCUUACCCUAUAAGUAGGCAACUGCCAUUUUAGGCUACUUUUAUUUGUAACUUUACUGUUUUUUUUUUCAUUUUACUUUACAUUCUGUAGUGUCAAAGGUCUGCCACAAUGGGCUUGAAGCUAUCAGCUUCUGAUGAUCACGAAUCUUUGAUCUCAAACUCACUCUGAAGAGCAUCAUGACAGUAACAAUGUAGGAUGUAUACAUAGUCUGGGGGCAUACUGUUCACUCUGUAUAUUCUGGGACUUGUUUUUAUUCAACUGUUUUAAGUACUUGAAAACUAUAAAAUUCAUUUCCAAGAUA